Stegastes partitus (bicolor damselfish) is the source of this 3742-nucleotide messenger RNA. RefSeq names its product arf-GAP with coiled-coil, ANK repeat and PH domain-containing protein 3. NCBI's taxonomy places the organism in Eukaryota, Metazoa, Chordata, Actinopteri, Pomacentridae. The coding region runs from base 356 to 2509 and encodes 717 amino acids. Gene Ontology annotation, cellular component: cytoplasm. The transcript has 22 exons. The record is from RefSeq and is a predicted model, not a curated record. Gene Ontology annotation, molecular function: protein binding; GTPase activator activity.
ACAGCUGUUAGUCGGAAAACUCCGCAAACUCCGUUUAUUCCCGGAUUCAGCCGAACCGAGCCGACAUGCGGGACCGGCGGGAGCGCGUGCACGGUUCCCCAUCGAUCCGGCGCCUGUGAAAGUAUCGAUUUGGCGCGUGGACGGAGGCUGAAGUGCGUUUUCCCGGUUUGUGCGUGCGUGCGGAGUUUGAUGUGGCAGGAGAUGACAGCUAGCGGGCUAACUGCAGGCUAGCUGAACGGUGACAGGCUAACUGGAGGCUAACGGGCUAACUGCAAGCUAACGGGCUAACAGCCAGGAUGAAGAGGCUUUGAUAAACUUUAUCAGCAGCCGGACAGACACACAGACACAGACCGUCAUGGACUCUCUGCUGGACUUUGAGGAGUGCAUCAAAGACUCACCUGAGUUCAGGCUGAAUCUGGAUCAGUUUGAGGCGGAUGUUUCUGUGCUGGAGACACAACUGGACAAGGUGAUGAAGCUGUGUGGGAAGAUGGUGGAGGCGGGGCAAACAUACAACGCAGCCAAUCAGCUGUUCCUGAGCGGCCUGGCCGAGCUCUCCGCGUAUCACAAGAAGGACGGCGUUAUCACGACCUGCCUGAACCAGUUCCACCAGGGUCUGCAGGAGAUGCUCAGCUUCCACACCAUGUUGUUCGAUCAGACGCAGAGAGCCAUCGGCCAGCAGCUGACGAACCUCUGCACACAGUUCGUGCCCCAGCUGGUGGAGACCAGGAGGGAGUUCGUGCGGAUCGGGGAGGACCUGGAGACGGCGGCGGUGAAGAGCGCUCAGGUGUCCCGACACAAAGCCGCCGACGCCGAGCGAGCGAGUCACCUGCUGCUCGCCACGCGCAAGUGCUACCAGCACUUUGCCCUGGAUUACUGUCUGCAGCUCAACACCUUCAAGACGCAGCAGAGGAUCGACGUCUUGAACUCAGUGUUCUCCUUCGUCCACGCUCAGUUCACCUUCUUCCACCAAGGCUUCGACCUGCUCAGGGAUCUGGAGCCCACCAUGAAGACCAUGGCAGCGCAGUUGUCGCAGCUGUCUACAGACUGUGCAGCCAAGAGGAAGGAGCUGGAGAACAAACACCUGCUGGUCCAGCAGAGGGACGCUUCUGGUGAGCCGAUGGUCAGCCCGUGUCCCGGUAGCGAUGACAUCAUCCAGGGCUACCUGUUCAAACGCUCCAGGAGGAAAUCCAAAACCUGGAAGAGGUGCUGGUUUACCAUCAGAGACAACCAGCUGAUCUACAGGAAGUCGCACAAGGAGGAGUCCGUGGUUCUGUUCGAGGACCUCCGACUGUGUGCCAUCAAGUCUCUGGAGCACAUCGACCGGCGGUUCUGCUUCGAGCUGCUCUCCGUCCAGAAGUGCUGCGCUCUGCAGGCCGACUCGGAGCAGCUGAAGCAGGCCUGGCUCAGCGCUCUGCAGGGCAGCAUCGACCUGGCCUACCGGGAGAGGGCCGACGUCCAGCUCACGCAGCCCAAAGAGCUUCCUCCUCUCCUGGUUGGAGCUGACGCCUCUCCAGGACCUCCGGCUCGGAGGCCGGCGGCCCUCGGCGUGGCCCUCAGGGGCCCCGGGAACCACCGGUGCUGCGACUGCGGGGAAGAAGAACCUCGCUGGGCCUCGGUCAACCUGGGAGUCACCAUGUGCAUCGAGUGCUCCGGGAUCCACAGGAGUCUGGGGGUUCACCUGUCCAAGGUCAGGUCUCUCACUCUGGACUCGUGGGAGGCCGAACAGCUGAAGCUGCUGUGUGUUUUGGGAAACGACGUGAUGAACCAGAUCUACGAGGCUCGAUGUUCGGAGGAGGGACGAGUCAAACCCAAAGCCGACAGUCCGCGAGCCGAGAAGGAAACGUGGAUCAAAGAGAAGUACGUGGAGAAGAAGUUUGUUCAGAGCAGCAGCUCAGACGAAGCUCAGCGCCGUAAGGACGAGGCCGGGCGGCGCCUGUAUCGGGCCUCCUCGGCGGGAGACCUGGUCGCCAUGGCGGCGGCGCUGGCGGAGGGGGCGGAGGUCAACGGGAGCAUCGGCGACGAGGGAGGACGGACGGCGCUGAUCGGAGCCGCCGUUGGGGGGUCGCUGUUGGCCUGCGAGUUCCUGCUGCAGAACGGCGCCAACGUGAACCACAGAGACCUGCGGGGUCAGGGGGCGCUGCACGCCGCCGCCACCGCUGGCCACACCGGGCAGGUGUGUCUGCUGCUGAAGAGAGGAGCCAAUCAGUACGCGGUGGACGAGACGGGACAGGACCCGCUGGCGAUCGCCGUGGAAACGGCCCACGCCGACAUCGUCACACUACUGCGGAUGGCCAGAAUGAACGAGGAGAUGAGGGACUCAGAGGGCGUCUUCGGCGCCGUGGGAGACGACGAGACGUUCCAGGACAUCUUCCGCGACUUCAGCGACAUGGCGUCGCACGAGCCGGACAAACUGACCCGACGGCAGUUCAGCCGAGGAGGAGACGAGGAGGACGAGGACGAAGAGGAGCAGGAGGGGCAGGAGGAGGAGGAGGAGGAGGAGGAGGAGUGACGAACAGCCGACACGACGCUGAAGACGGAGACGGCAAGUGAUGCUGGGUUACCACGGCGACAGACAGAUCUAACACGUAGUCGACUGACAGCUGUAGUUAGUUUAUACGAUGACGGCGUGAGAACAUCGAGAGGACUGAAGUCGCUUCUCUCUGGGUUUACGGGACCUCCGGGAGAUGUUCGGUGAUUCGUAUGUGAUCAGGUAAAGACAGCAAAUAGAAAAACUCACAAAUAACGAGGCGCAUCUUCAUCGUAGAUUAAUCUUCUGGUUACUUCUUUAGUUAAACGGUCCACAGAUGUCGUUUUAAGGUGCAAAAACAUUCUAACUUCCAGGAGCUGCUGAAGUCGGAGCGAUCUUAGAUUUCCUGCUUGUGUUUACAGUUAAAAACCCAGAUUUUAUUUUUUAUUUAAAUCCCCAUAAUGACAGAAUUUAUGAGCCGGAAACGAUAAAAACAGAACAUUCAACCGUCCAACAGUCCUCGAACGUGACGUGAAAAGUUGAACAAAUUUGAGCUCAGAAUUCUGUAAAAUGAGCUUUCUGUUGGUGCUCGCAGGAGAUACCGGGGCGUCACUGAGCAGAGGAUUGUGGGUAAAAACAUCUAACUGGGUGUCGUAGAACAUCCUGCUGUCAGGAGUCCUCCUCUUGUUUUUCCCCUUUUAUUGAUUAUUGACACUGAAUCAGUUUAAUUUUGCUUUUUAAACAAGAAUUUACCCCAAAAAGACUCUUUCAUGUCAAAUUGUCUGAAUAGGUUUAAUCACUUGACAUAACUUUGUAGAGAUCUGUUUACACUUUGACAUGAAAGAGUCUUUUCUGUGAAUUCUACGUUGAAGCUUAAAUCUAAAAUGAUCCACAAUGAUUUUUAAACAUGUCCAAGGUAUAUUUAAUUUUCCAAACUGACUCAAACUUUGUCCAAAAUCCCAAAAACAAAAAGUCCAGAAUGACUCAAAACUCGUCCAAACUGACAGAACAUGUGUCCAAAACAGCUCUGAGCUUUGAAUCGUGUUACAUUAGCUGUUUGUUUGUUUGUUUGUGCCGACAUGAGACACCGGGAUGUUUGUUACCGAGCAGAGGAUUGUGGGUAAAAACUAAAUCCAACCAGUCCUGCUGUAAAACAUUUUCCCCUUCUGGCCAAUUUUCAUUUAACAAGAAUUUACCCAAAAACAGACUCUUUAAAGCCAAAGUGACGACAGAUUUCUACAAACUAACGUCAAAUGAUUAAAAAUAUAAAAUGUA